Spinacia oleracea (spinach) is the source of this 1820-nucleotide messenger RNA. RefSeq lists its product as uncharacterized. The coding region runs from base 1311 to 1820 and encodes 169 amino acids. Lineage: Eukaryota; Viridiplantae; Streptophyta; Magnoliopsida; Caryophyllales; Amaranthaceae. The transcript has 2 exons. The record is from RefSeq and is a predicted model, not a curated record.
AUGAAACAGUUUAUAACUUAAGAGUUUCGGUGCUUGAGUGAACGUGGCUUGCUUAUCAUUAUCUUCGUCCUUUUAUAGGGUAUUCUCAACGGUCUAAUCGGUUGAGAAAAUCCCACAAAGAUAGGAGUAUCUUCAUCACACGUCUCUUCAGCCUUCAACUGCUUCCGCGCUUCUCGCGUGAGUCUUGGACUCGUUCUUGCUAGCUUGACGGCGCUGCCUAUCAUGGGCUUUAGGUCAACUUAUCUUCAUCAGCCCGUUUCUCGAGGACGCGUCUCAGUUGCUUGUACUUUGUCGCCUGUCCUUCGUCGGCUAUACCUCGUUGUAUGAUGCUACGUCGGACGUAUCUCCCUGGAGCUGUGUUUACCUGCGACACGAUAUGACCUGGCUGACACGACAUGACCAAACGUUAGAACGGUUAUGUCGUUAGUCCAUAAAGUGGGAUAACAGUUUGCCCCCAAUUGUGAAUUUGCGGAGUCACACAAAGCAAAAGAAACAAUUCAAAUUAAAAAACCGUCUUCAACUGCCUAGUUCGUGGGAUAAAACCGUUCAAAAUUCUAGAGUAAUAAAUACCAAUUCACGACAUGCAAUAAAGUUCUUCACACCAAGUUUUUCAAAAAAUUUCUAGAUCCGAAAGCAGGAGAGAGAAGAGGGAGAAAGCGAAGUCGAUUUUCGCACUGAGUUUGUUCGAUUUUCAGGUAAAAUUUGCUUUCUUUUUCGAUUUCCUUGUAGAUUUUUGUAAGUGAGAUGGGUAGAUCUAAGUCGGUUGUAGCGAGAGGAAAGGGGGAGUCGGGUUCCACUCGGGUUAAGUCCCUUAACCCGAUAUAUUCUACUGUGGUGGAUCCGACGGCUUUUGUUGAACUUGCUGGUUUGCCGCCGUCGGCGGAAGUGAAGAUUCCCGGCUCGGAUGAGGAAGCCUUUGACUGUCCAGAGGGGUAUGUGGUUAUGUAUGAGUAUCCGUUCACAAUUGGCUUCAAAUUUCCUUUCACUCCUCUAGUUAGGUCCUUUAUCGAGGUUUUCCAUUUGAGUCCGGGUCAGUUGAUGCCCCAGAUAUGGCGGGUUUUCACGGUGGUGCAUGGAGUUACUGCGAACUGGCGUACGCCGUUUGACCUGUCUGAUUUGAUGUACUCUUACGACCUAGCACUGCAGAAGUGUUGUAGGUAUACCUUGGUUACGAAGAAGGGGAAGACGAACUUAGGUGUUGGUUUAGGUGUGAACGACAGGGGUUGGCAGAGUCGUUUUGUCUUUGUAGGCAAAGAUUCUCUGGGAGAUAAAGGGCGGUUUCUGGUCGAGGGAUGGACGAUGGAAGGUAAAUGUGUCGUUUUAUCUUUGUUUCUCGUCGUUUUACUGAACGUCGCCUUACUUGGUUUUGUUUUGCAGUUGUCAAGGCGUCGUCGUUGACUGAGUUGAACGCUGAUUCUGAGGAUAAGUAUCGGAAGUUCUUGGGUUAUUCUGUCGAGGAUAGGUCUUUCAGUCGCGACGGAGAGUUUUUAGACGAGCAGGAGGUGGACCGGUCAGGCGACGUCGCCGAGGAGGAGGAGAUAGACGAGGGAUCAGGUCAACUGACUCGUCGUCGGAAAAGGUUGGAUUUGCUUGAGGAGGUAGUGGCAAACUCGUCGUCCGCCGAAGGUGAAGUAGGUGAUAUGGCUGACAACUCAGAGCAUACUCUUUCGUCUCGGCCUGUGUCGAGGAUGUCUCAGAGCGAGAUUCAGGAGCGUGCAAGGAAGCGACUUAGGUCGUCCUCGACUUCUGGUGGACGAGGUAUGACGGUUGUACCUCGGUUUUCUGCGAUAGGUUCAUGGCCGAGACGCCUGUCGUCAUAG